GCUGGGACUGGGAGUCACCGCAGACGCCAUUUCCUCAGCGCCCCCGCGGCGGCGCGGCUGCAUCAGCGCUGACGUGAGACCGACGUGCGGCUCCGCCCGGCCCAAUCCCCCCCACCCCCUGUGACGGGGGCACCACGUACAGGGCGGCGGUGCAGGCUUUGGUAGGAGAGAGAGGGAGCAGAAGAGAACCAAGCUCUUGUUUUAAAACUCGCAACUUCCGUUAUGACUAAAAAUGCCAAGAAAUACAGAAAAGCAACUGCCAGACAGAUGACCAUGGAAAUGGUUGAAUCACGACAGGAUGACAGUGCAGGGGAUUGUAUGCCAGAGAGAGAUGCUGUUCGUCUUCAGAAUCAGCCAGGCCGAAGUCAGACUUCUCAAGGGUCUGAGGUUUCUGUAGCUGCAUCAAGUGCUGGAAGAGGAUCUCCAGCUCUAACUCUAGUGCAGUUGCCUUCUGGUCAAACUGUUCAUGCCCAGGGUGUCAUUCAAGCCACACAGCCCUCAGUCAUUCAGUCACCACACAUGCAAGCUGUUCAGGCAGCAUCGAUUGCAGAUGAAUCUGCAGAAUCAGAAGGGAUAACUGAUUCUCAAAAACGUAGGGAAAUACUUUCAAGAAGGCCUUCGUACCGAAAAAUUUUGAAUGAACUCUCAUCAGAUGCUCCUGCAAUACCGAAGAUUGAAGAAGAAAAGUCAGAUGAUGAAGGGGUACCUUCUGGAAUUCCUGCAAUGGCCAUGCCAGCCGGCCUGUAUCAUUCUAACACAGGGCAAUACAUUACUAUAACUCAAGGUGGUGCAAUCCAGAUUUCUAAUCCAGCCUCUGAUGGUGUCCAUGGACUACAGACAUUAGGAAUGACAAAUUCAGGAGCUCCUCAGCCAGGUGCUACCAUUGUGCAAUAUGCAGGACAAUCACCUCAUAGCACACAGCAGUAUUUUGUUCCUGGAAGCCAAGUUGUUGUUCAAGCUGCCACUGGAGACAUGCCAGCUUACCAGAUUCGAACUCCCACUACUACCUUACCUCAGGGAGUGGUAAUGGCAGCCUCACCGGGGACUUUGCAUAGCCCUCAGCAACUGGCAGAAGAGGCAACUCGCAAGAGAGAGCUGAGACUUAUGAAAAAUAGGUACCUACAUGAGACCAUUUGCAAGAAGAGGUGUUAUCUCUCACUUCCCACAGCCCCAUCAGUUGAUUUAAAAGGAAACGGGCUGCCUUUUGGGCUCACAGGCUCUGCUGCAGGUAGGCAUUGCUCCAGACUCUCAAGGGAUUUGGAAACUUAAGAGGAAGAAACUUGGGCAUGUAGUAGAUGUCUCCGCAGUAAAAGCUUUUCUUUAUCUUCCCAAUACUAUCUGGUACUAACUGUAGUUGGCAAUUUUAUAGGAGAAGUCCUUGUCUAUUCCACAUCUGUGUAGUCAACAGUCAUUCCUUUGCUAAUACUUUUAAAGCAUUUGAUUAAUGUUUAUUUUUUAUUUAAAUAAUUACUUGAGUGUGGGUGGUGCUUUGUUAAUAAUGGGAGCUAAAUGCUCUUGGUGUGGGUUUGGUCAUUCUGGAAAACUCCCAUUUGAUCUGUCUAUCUACACCAGGGAAAAGUAUCCUGCUUCAGAAAAGUCAACUGCACAGAACUUGGCUCAUUUAGACUGAGACUAGGGAAAAAAGUAAAGUUUAUGAUGUAUAUAAUUCUUUCAUGCUUGGUAAUUCAGUUUGGUAUAGUAUUAAUUUGACAGAAUUAGCAACACACAUUUCUGUAUAUUAAAGUGAGAAUGAGUUUGUUGAUGAAUAAGAACAUUUAAGAUUAAAGUCAGUAAAUUAGAACCAAGAUGUGUCUUGUGAAGGAAAUAACUUAUUUGAAAAUGAGCAAAGGCAGGCCUGCACAUAUGCCAAGAAUCUGUUGUCAAAUUGCUACUGCAGAAAUGACUACUUAAAACAAUAAAUCCAGUAGUGAAUUGGUUUAACAGAUGUACAUUGAAAACUUUGUGAGAGAAUUCCCUGAGAGUAAACAAAGAUUUGAAGGAAAAGUCAGCGUACUAGUGGGGUUUGUCAGAGAAAUAAUACCAGAAUACUUACGUGAGACGGGACUGCAGGAGCCUGGGUCUCUGUAUAUCGGUAUAUCAGAAGAUUAAAGCAAUAGAUAGGACAUAUGCUAGGAUACACAAAUUAAUUUAGAUUAUAAAGGAAAAUAAAUCAUACUAAGUCUUCCUUCAGCUUAAGUUUCCUCUUUAAAGGGUCAUGAUAGCCCUCAAGUUUUAGAUUGGUGUGGGACUCAUUUUAUUUGACAUCAGUGUCAUGUUUCUGAAGGUAUGGCAGCACUGGAAUCCAGAGUAGGUGCACAUGUGCUGUGAAUGAGAAGAGAACUUUUGAAUUCCUGUCCACCAAGCUUGCAUUUGUGCAUGUAAGUCCUGUGCUUGCUAGUGCUCCUCUGUAAGGGCAGAAAAGGUGAAAUUGUUACUUCUUCCUCUUCGUGAAAGAAACUGAAAUUUGACUGGGGUCUGAAUCUGUAACUGCUAAAGUUCUUGGGAGAUGACUAUGAUGCAUUUUUUGAGCUGUGCUGCCUAACAGUCUGGGCAAAACUGGUUAUGUUUGUAUAAUGGCACCCACUUUCUGGAUACCAGGCCAAGAAAAGGUCAGUUUAUAAUGACUGUAUUGAACUUCUUAGGGUAAAUCUUAAUCAAAAUCAGUUACUGUUCUUUUUACUGAGGAUAUAUUUUGAUGGGAGAAACUGCUUUGUGCACUUUAUCGGUAUCUUCGCUUUCUGACCAGUUUUGGUUUAUCAAAAGGCCAAACAAUCUUGUUGCAGAGAAUUACCAAGUGGAUCAGACACUGAGCUCAAAGUAUUUUCUUCAGUGACAAGAACUGGAAAAGCUGUCCCUUUGACUUUAUUCAUGUCUCAUUCUUUGUGAUAUAGGUAUGAUAGACCCAUCCUUCUUCCUAUAAGUAUAAUCAUCUAAAAUCGUACAGUGCAAGCAUGCAAACUGUUAUUUUUUGUGAAAGGGUUUGGCUAUCAAUCACAUACCCAAGGAAACACAGUAUCAGUGGCUGUUGUGGUUUAUGUGUGUACUGUGACUUGCCCUCUGUCCUCAUUUUGCUACUUCAGUUCCCAGUUGAACUAGGCUUUGGGUUCAGUAUUCUUUCCAAAGAACUCAGCCACAAGAUCAAAACACACCUUCUGCCUUGUUGCAUGUAUGUGGUGUUCUAAUGCCUUUUCCCACAUUUGGUGCUGUUUCUGCUCUCAGAGGUUGCUAAGAAUCUGCAAAUAGCAACUGAAGAGGUGUUCAGUCUUAAUUAUCUUACUCAAUCACAGUCUCAUUUGACAAGGCUGGGAAGCACCUACUUCUCUAUUAAAAACAUAGCUCUGAGCUCUGGAUACCAAUAUAAUUUCCAAAGGAAUCUGAUUCGAGUUCAGGUUUGUGAAGCAGAGUGCCUAGUGUGGUGUAGGAAAAAGGCCUUUUGAACAUGGUAUUAGUACAGAAACAUUAAAUGAAUCCGAGUUUGUUUAUUACGAAAGAAUCUGAGCACUGCCCAAGCUUUGAUUUAUCAGAGCCAGGAAUUUUGUUUUUUUAGUACCAGGAAAAAAAAGACUUAAAUUCUUGUGAUCUUCAUUCCAUAAGAAAACUGCAUCCCUUCGGUACAAAACUCUUGCUGAAGCCAUGCAGCUGUUUGCAGAUUUCUUUGCAACAGAUAGCUGGAGGGUCUGCUUUUACUUUACGGGAAGCUGUAUCCAAGACUGCAUGGAUGUUAUUUUGUUUUUCAAAUAGAAUUUCACAUAGCUCAGGGGAAAUGGUCUCUUGAAAAAUGUCUUCAGCGUCCUAGAGUUGUGGGUGAUGAGGAAUGUAAUAGUCAGCUUCCUCUUAAGGUACAGCUUUGAGUCAUAGCUGUUUUCUUCCCCAUCUAAAUGGAGCAGGGAGCAGAGUUACAAAGAGAAAUCUCUAGGUUAUCUGGGCAGAGCUGUCUCUUGACUGUGUUAAACAGCCUCAGCUGUUGUGACCUGGAAAAAAGGGAUUAAAAUAAGUAUAUUUUGUGAGUAGGUGUGGGUUUGGGUUCUUUGGGGUUUUUUUUUUUUUCUGUUUGGUUUGAUUGUUGGGUUUUUUUGGGGAGUGGGAGGUGUGAUUGUCACUUCUCAUGGAUUUUUCUGUUUGCAAGAAUAAUUGUAGAAUUUUCUGUCUGCACUGAUACAGUCCUAAGGAAUGCAAGCUCUGUUGUCUCUCACUUGGUUCUCCAGGGUUUUCCUUUCCUUAUCAAACAUAAUUGCUUAUCUGGUACCAUUAUCCCGUUGACAUCAGUGUAAUAGCUAAAUCCAGUGUGAUCUUUUUCUGAAUGAAGUAUCACUUCAAAGAAAACAAAGGGGUCUGCUCAGCUUCUGGUUUGGAUUGACUCAUUUUGCCCACUUUUCUUCUGCUUAAAAUCCACUUGGUGUUCAUGUAUGUGGGGGUGUACAUGACAGGAAUGUAUUGACUGCUGAGCUGUUCAGCAGCUGAUAAAAGUAGCUGCAUUUUGAUUGUUAGCAUUCCUGUAUAAAGCAUUGUCUUAUGGGGAGGGAGUUUAAUUUGGUUGGGGAUUUUUUUUAAGGCACUAUGAGGCUCUUCUGGAUGAGCGAUAAGAAUAAUUUUAUUAUUUCAGCAAAAAUUAUGUUAGUUCUAAUAUUUGCUUUAUUUAAAAAUUUGAGGAAAAUGAGAUAGUUUAUUUCUAGGGCAAUUUGAUAGUAUCUCAUGUAGACUGGCAAUGGCAGGUAGGAAAAAAUCAGUUAAUUCUUUUUCUGUCUCUAAUAAAUCUUAUCCAGUUCAUUUUCUCAGGUUUCUGGUUUUUUCCUACUUCAGAGAUAGAGCUUUCUUCUUGCAACUUGCUUGGUAGACAUAGUUAUGAAGCAGAAGCUGUGUAUAUGCACAAAGUCUCAAAGAGAAAGAGGGUAGUAUGGCAGUUGAAUGCAGUGUGUAGACUAAGGAAAAAAAAUAACUUCAUUGUAUUCUGUUUGACUUGAAUGGAAAAAACAGCGAAGGAAGUGUCUUUGUUAUGGUAACUGCUGAGGUUUUUCCUCUCCUUUAAUAGCCAUAUCAGUGGAAUCGGGUGUGAUUAAUACAUCUCGUGAAUGGAAUUAUAACUAUAAAAAUGUCACAAAUCAGAAAUCUGGUUACCUAGCCAAGCCAUUGUUUUAGUUUUGUAGUUUCAAAAAUACAAUUUCCAAAUGGCCUCGAAUGAGGUUUUUAAUGGUCUCAUUUUCAUGAUUCCUACACACACUCUCUCCUCCUCCCUCCUCCCCCCUCCCCCCCACCCCCUCCCCCAAGUGGUUGUGCUCACACCAGGUAAAAGCUGCUGUGGAGUUGUUUAACAAAACCAGUUGGGACCAUAGUGUCUGCUUCUUCCAAAGUAGUUCUCUAAAGAUUUAAUUUAUUUAUUUGUUUGUUUUCAGCAAGGUAUUUAUCAUGUUUCCAGCUUUCAUUCAUUCUUACAGAAGCGAGAGAACUCCAAACACAUUUUUACAUUUUAUGCAUACUGAGGUGUUUGCUUGAUGAAAUCAGUUUUGGAGAACUAAAUUCUCAAAGGUCCUGGUUGUAUGAACUAAAAGCUUUCAGAAGUUUGUCAGCUGCCGUACAAACAAGAAAAUGCUUAAAUCCUUACACACCUGCCUCUUUACCAUUGAAGUUGUCACUUGCUUUGUAUUAAUCUUGUUUCCUAUGAAAUGACAGGCACUCAUCUGUGUCUGAUUUCUUCUAGUAUGUUUUGAACCUGAUGGUCGAUUUCAGUUAAAGUUGAUAGAUAUGUCAAAGAUCCCUCAAACUCAUGAAAAUUGGUAGUUACCAAAGAGGACAUGGACUUACAGAAUGAAAAGCUACAUUGUAAGCUUUGUUAGGUAUAAGAAAACCUACUUGGAAUUCUCUUCUGUUAGAUUUCAGAGAAUUAAUUCACUGAUUGCAAGUGAAUUGAGGUUUCCUUAGUUUUAUUGCUGACAACUAUUUGUUUUGGGCGGGGGCUCAACAUAAUUUCCAUGGAAUACACUGUAUUUAUUUAAAAGGAUAAUCUGUUUCUAGAGAAAGUGUAUUGUAUUAAAAAGCUUAAAUACCUUGCAGACCUAAGCUGUUGGGUCUGAAGUUGGUUUCUGCCUAUUCGCUAAGCCAACAGUAGUUAACUAAAGGACAGUGGAAUGUACCCAGAUAAAACACUUGCUGGAUGCUGUCUCAGAUUUGAACAGUUACUGACAAUACUGCACACUUCAGCUAGGCAAAUAUGUUAAAAGUAGUCUGGCUUUGAAAUACACUAUUUACAAUAAAAAAUACUCACUGCCUUUACUGUUGCAUUGUAAUAGCUUUAAGUAGAGAAUCUGGUGGUAGUUUACUCGGUUAAAUUUGAAAUGCUGGUAAUUUCUGACCUUUUGGGUUAAAUUCAAAGCAAAAAGAUGUUUUUUCCAGCUGUUUUAGAGUGACACCUUGUGGAGUAUAAGUGUCUACACUUUAUUUCCAAACUGAUUAAGCAGACGAGUGAUAUUACAGAAGCAAAGUAUUUCUUGUAUCCUAUGAUACAAGGGCAGGGUGAUGGGAAGUGGGGUGUUCUGUGGCUAUUGAGAACAAAACCUAAUUUUUCCUGCUGCUCCUGUAUCAAUGUGUAGCUAGUAAUAAGUGAUUUAUAAUUUGAUAGCCUUCUAACAGGAAAAAAAAUCAUAUUGACAAAUUUUCAAUAUCUUUUGAAAUUUAGUGAAGGAAAAUCAAAUAAUGCAAUUUUAAUUCAGGCAUAUGGAAAUACCAUUUUGGAAAUAGAAAGCGGGGAUACAAAGUGGGAAUACAGAAACCAGGAAAAGAUAAAGGCACAGUGGUGAAGGAAGUCCAUUCUUCAGGCUGGAUAGAUUUCACUUUUCUAAUUGCUCACUUUUGCAUUACAACCAUGAAUAUGUGUAUUCCACCUCAUAGUCUCAUCUGCAAGCGGUUGGCUGUACGCACAGGUUAUACACAGGACUGUGUAGUGUUCUGUCAUAGCUCCUGUGAAGCCAGUACUGAGCACCUAAACUGAUUUUUCUUUUCCUCAUUCAAGAGAAUUAGCCAAAUACAUGAGAUGUGAUCUCGAGAUCUAGAACAAUAAAUGAAUUUCCAUAUGGUAAGUUAAUGGGCCUGUUCUAUGAAAAAUGAAAAGAUAUGUGGUUUCAGAAUUAAUAUUAUUGUGAGAUUCAUGUAAAUAUUUAUAUAAUCUAAUUAACAGUUAAAUUAGUUACUAAUACCAUGCAAUUUCCAGUCAUAAAUGUAAUAUUAACUUGGUCACAGUUUAAAGCUGUUUUUAAAGUUCAUGUUGCAACUGAGACACUCCUGAGAGGGUCAGUAUCCACUCGCAUUGUAGCGCAUGACUGCAAAGCUUAUAAAGCAGAUUUGCUGUCCCAGCUUUUCCAGUGCAGCUGGUUUGGCCCAUGUUAGACCUGGUUGUAUAUCCCUUCCCCAGGCUGGUGCAUUCCUGAGGUUAGAAAUGUUAUGUUCAAACAACAUUUAACAUCAGCUCUUGCUGUUCGAGUAGAUCAGUUGGUUUCACAGACAAAGCCCUUCUGUUUCCAGUAUGCCUCCCCUUCUCCCCACUUCCUGGAAUAAAAGAAGUAAGUGCUACAUUUCUUUAGCCAAUAUUUUAGCCCUGCAAAUGCUGAAGUCUUCUGCUUGGUCUCCGGUAUCUGCCAUUAGCGCCCUGGGGAUCUGAAAUGGAUUUUCCCACAGUUGAGCUCUUUUCUUUUACUAACAGCAGAGGUCUCACUGUCUGACUUGAAAACAUAGGAGGGGAGAGGAGAAAGAACUCGGGCGAAUACGCACCGCAUUAUCUGCAGGCUUCAGUUCAGAGCCAACUCAUAGGUGCACUUAUACCAGAUAUCCUUAAUAAAUGACUGACAACAGAACCUCUGCUCUCUACUGGACAUUCGCCCAAAACUUGAUAUAAGGGAACUUAAACAAGUUAUUCUUGUUUCUGCAAGCAUCACUUUCUGUCAACUCCUUUUAGUUUGUUUUGUUUUGCCUUUUUUUUUUUUCCCUUCAAAGUCAUCUCUGGGACUGAUGGCUUUUGUAGCAGAGUUUGACCCAGCUGCCUAGGUAACAAUGUUCAAGUUUGAAUUUUUCUCUAGAAAGGUUGCCAGCUUCCACCUUUGGAAAUGGAACUCGUUACUCUUCUUUGUUCAUACUUCAUGCUAAGGGAAUGGCUACAGGGAUUUCAAAGAGCUUUUUCAAGUGUACUAAGGUAAAAUAAAGGCAUAUGCUCAAAUGUGAAGGUAGGAGAAGCUUCCCCCCAGCAAAAAGGGCACCCCGGUAAUAAAAUCACCAAAGCUGUGCUCUAAAGCUUUGUAACAGACCUUAAAUCUGGUCAAAGCUUUUCCUUGUGCACUGCUCUGCCCCCUGCAAAGGUUUUGAAAAUACAAAAUUUCAACUGUACAGCCAGUCUAAAGUGUCUGCAAGAAUCACUUUACAGCAGGUUAUGUGAAAAGUCUGAUUCCAGAAUGCUGAAACUCUAAGAAAAUAAACCUAGUGCAUACAUGGCUUUAUUAUGCGCUGCAGAAAGAUUAGAUUUAGGAGAGAGGAAAACAUGAGUAACAGUGUCAACAUCAACUUAAUUUUUGGUUAGGGUAUAGGGCAAUUUCA
Molecule: messenger RNA, 8574 nt
Organism: Strigops habroptila (Kakapo)
Lineage: Eukaryota; Metazoa; Chordata; Aves; Psittaciformes; Psittacidae
Gene: CREM
Product: cAMP responsive element modulator
Exons: 10
Coding region: 223-1269 (348 amino acids)
Biological process (GO): regulation of transcription by RNA polymerase II
Cellular component (GO): nucleus; ATF4-CREB1 transcription factor complex
Molecular function (GO): DNA-binding transcription factor activity, RNA polymerase II-specific; RNA polymerase II cis-regulatory region sequence-specific DNA binding; protein binding
Source: RefSeq, a predicted model, not a curated record